Messenger RNA from Labrus bergylta (ballan wrasse), 2869 nucleotides. It is a transcript of the gene relt, whose product is annotated as RELT TNF receptor. Gene Ontology annotation, biological process: apoptotic process. The record is from RefSeq and is a predicted model, not a curated record. NCBI's taxonomy places the organism in Eukaryota, Metazoa, Chordata, Actinopteri, Labriformes, Labridae. Gene Ontology annotation, molecular function: protein binding.
GAGAAAAGGGGGACCUCACUUCUACCGGCUUUGUGGUUUCUCGACGAACUUUCAUCACACCUACCAACUAUGUCCUACACCAAUGAUGCUCUUCUCUAGACACUGAUUUCAACCCCAUUUAUUCACCAAACAGAUCAUAUGUUCAUAGAAGAAUACAUUGAAGAAGAUGAGGAACCACCUUUGCUGCUCAGCUCUCGUCCUUCUUACGGUGUUUAGCUGUGGUGGGACUGCAGCAGUGCGGUGUCGGUGGGGGGAAGGGUGUGUGUGUCUGCAAUGCCCUGCUGGUCAGGAGCCUACCAAGGCUUGUGAGCAGAUUCAAAGUCCUGCAGAGGAAGUGCAAUGCCGAUUGUGCCCGACUGGAAGCUUUUCCGAAACGCUCGACUCUGAACUUUGCCGCCCACACGCCUCCUGUGAGAUCCUCGGCCGUGAGGUUGCGACCCCUGGCACUGCGACCUCUGAUGCCCUCUGUGGAGACUGUCUGCCUGGGUUUCAUUCCACCGCCACAGGGCAAGUUUCCACACAAAGUCCCUGUGUGAAAACACCUUUGCAUGUCAGAACGGUCCGCACAGUAGGUAAGGGUCCGUCCAGCGCUGCAGGAGGGUCCGUCAAUAGCACAGCGGUUCGCACCACUGAAGAGAAGACAGCAGAGUAUGCCGUGUUUGCUUUGGUGCCCAUCUUCUGUGUGAUGGGCCUGUUGGGCAUCCUCAUCUGCAACAUCCUGAAGAAGAAGGGAUACCGCUGCAGCGCUGACAAGGAGGGGGGUGAUGAAGAAACUCCGACACCACAGAAAGAAGGUAACAGUUUCCCCUACAUUUCUGAUGACCUUAACGAAGACACCAUCAGCGUGCUGGUUCGCCUUAUUACUGAGAAGAAAGAAAAUGCUGCUGCACUGGAAGAACUGCUGCUGGAGUAUGAGAGCAAAGAGCUGGCCAAGAGCAAGAGCUCGUCAAUCAAGUUCCCGAUGCUGUCUCCCCUCUCUACCUUCCGCUCCCUCCCCAGACUCUGCCCCCAUCAGUCCCACCUCCACACCAUCUCCGGCCUCUCCGGCUUGGCCCCCAAACACGGCUACCGCUGCACCCGCUGCGCCCAGAGAAAGUGGCCCGCAGUCCUCAUACCUCCUCUGGAUUCCCUCAAAGACCCCCUGAAGCCCCCUCAGACCUUCAUCCUGCCCUCCUUGGACACCUCCGCUGACCAGCAGAAGAGACCCCUGCUGGAUGGGGUGUUCGCCGAUACCCACCACACACAAGCUGCUGUGCCAAAUACUAUGCAGGAGAAAGUGGAGAAGAGUGAAGUGAAGGAGAGGAAGGAGGGAGAGCUGACUGUGGUGAAUGUGGGGAGAUUUCAAGUCGCUCAGAUCCCUGAGCAGAAGCCAGUCCCUGCUGAAACCAAAAGAUCCUCUCAGGAGCAGAGACACUCGCUGUUCGGAAGCAAAUCCUUCUGCUCGUCUUCAUUUUCUGCCAUCAGGAGAUGAACAGACAGAGAGACAGUGUACUAGAACGCUACCUUGCUGAAGAUAACCUCAUCGUUCACCUGACGACUCGGCAGCCAGCAUGAAUAGUGUUUCUUACCGACUGACACUAAGAAACAAACUUCAAGAGCCACCUCCUGCUGGAAGAAGUUGUUUAGUACACACACGAUAAGAGGUACACAACUGUAUUUAUUGCUACAGAAAACGAACUUACUUUGAAAAUAUAGUCCAACUCAUAUCACAGCUGCUUUCAAUCCAAAGGGAAGGAUUUCUGUACGAUUACACUGAAGGGACAAAGUGGAGAGAUGCUAAAAGGAAUGAUGAUGUGGAAACAUGUGCACUCUUAGGGCCUGUAUCCUGCACCUCUGUGUCAUUAAUAGACACAGGGGUAAAACACACAUACUCUAGACUGACACAAAGCACCCAUGUAGGACACAUCUGCAUCAUUUAAAGAGCAUGCACAGUCUUACUUCUGCACAGUGAGGGGGACAAAAUAGUGAAGACAACAUAACUGAGACACAGCAGUGAUGCACAGACUCCUUGAAGUGUGAACGUGUAAAAGAGAAAAACAUUAAGCCAAGUGGUGUGUAAUCAUGGGGAAAGUUUUCUUCACUUAGCCAAUUAGUCUUGGCUAAAAAUACAAACCUUAAUGACUUUUGGUGAAAGACGGAAGCACUACAAUAAGUAUUUCAAGGAUAACCUCCUAUCAAAUGAACUUGGGAGGAACUUACAGGGUAGAUUCAGUUAGGUUUUUUGACCUUGAAGAUGUUGAUUGUUGUCUUAACAAAGAGACUCUCUGAACCUUUGAUAUUUUAAGGAACACUCACCCUGUAAUGUACCCCUGCCCCCCUCAUUCAGCAUUAGUAACAUUUGUAUUUUUUUUUAAAAAGCGCUGUCCAUGUGAGUGACCAGGGGCAAAAGUGUGCUGGCAAAGAAUGCCCCAAUCCAGUUUUACAGCAUUUUGUUCAAAACACUGCGUUGUGAUGGCAGUUAAAGUUGCAAAUCUCAUCUGUUUUUAUUCGAGUUCCUGAGUGAAUAAAAAAAUGAGCUAGAUAUCACCUUUGUAGAAUAGCACUUGUAAAUGAAUGUAUAUAUGUAAAUAUGGGGGGGUUUAAACAGACCAUACCUAGAUUUUUAUAAUUCUAGACUCGAGUAUGUAUGAAGUGAAAGGCACAGCACCAAUAAGUGACCAUUUGCAACUCAUCAAUGAAAAACUUCACACAUCAUCAUGCAUAUAAGCUGAAUAGCUACAUUCACUACAGAAUGUUUCUUCACAAUUCUGUCUGACGUGUCAUCUUUUAUUUACCAAAACAAACAGUCAAAGCUUCUGUUGCAUUAUGAACUUUUAAAACCUACAGUCCUACACACACUCACUCACACACACACACACACACACACACA